AUGGCAGAACCAUCACCAUUACCAUUCAUAUACCAGUUUGCUUCUGGAGCUAUUGCAGGAGUCUCUGAGAUUCUUGUUAUGUAUCCUUUGGAUGUCGUCAAAACAAGACAACAAUUGGACUCUACCAAUGCUACUAAAGGUACUAUCAAUUGUAUUAGAACAAUUAUCAAAGAGGAAGGUGUAUCACGUUUAUACAAAGGUAUCACGGCCCCUAUCUUGAUGGAGGCUCCAAAGAGAGCCACCAAAUUUGCUGCUAAUGACGAAUGGGGAAAAUUUUACAAGAACUUUUUUGGAGUUACUGCUAUGACUCAACCUUUGGCUAUUCUUACAGGUGCCACUGCCGGUGCCACUGAAUCGUUCGUUGUUGUUCCAUUUGAAUUGGUCAAGAUCAGAUUGCAGGACAAAACCACUAAAUUCAAUGGUAUGGGUGAAGUUAUCAAGGAUAUUAUUCAAAAGAAUGGUGUUUUAGGAUUAUACAAGGGUCUUGAACUGACAAUGUGGAGACACAUUUGGUGGAAUGCUGGUUACUUUGGAUGUAUUCAUCAAGUCAAGUCAUUGAUGCCUAAACCAAAAGACAACAAACAAAAGAUAUUAUUUGACUUGACAUCGGGUACAAUUGGAGGUACUUUUGGUACGGUUUUGAAUACGCCUUUUGAUGUUGUCAAAUCCAGAAUCCAAGCUGGUUCUUCAAGAUACAGAUGGACAUACCCUUCAUUGGCCAUGGUAUAUAAGGAAGAGGGAUUUGGUGCAUUGUACAAAGGUUUCAUUCCAAAAGUUUUGAGAUUGGGUCCAGGUGGGGGUAUUUUGCUAGUCGUUUUCACUGCAUGCAUGGACUUUUUCAGAAAUUUCCACGACAAAAACUAG
Molecule: messenger RNA, 864 nt
Organism: Lodderomyces orthopsilosis Co 90-125
Lineage: Eukaryota; Fungi; Ascomycota; Pichiomycetes; Serinales; Debaryomycetaceae
Product: mitochondrial 2-oxodicarboxylate carrier
Exons: 1
Coding region: 1-864 (287 amino acids)
Biological process (GO): transmembrane transport
Source: RefSeq, a predicted model, not a curated record